This is a messenger RNA of Chinchilla lanigera (long-tailed chinchilla), 6973 nucleotides long. RefSeq names its product calcium/calmodulin-dependent protein kinase ID (gene Camk1d). Gene Ontology annotation, cellular component: intracellular anatomical structure. Bases 18 to 1331 code for a protein of 437 amino acids. The transcript has 12 exons. NCBI's taxonomy places the organism in Eukaryota, Metazoa, Chordata, Mammalia, Rodentia, Chinchillidae. The record is from RefSeq and is a predicted model, not a curated record. Gene Ontology annotation, molecular function: calcium/calmodulin-dependent protein kinase activity; ATP binding; calmodulin binding. Gene Ontology annotation, biological process: peptidyl-serine phosphorylation.
CGCAGUGCCCGUCUGCCAUGGCCCGCGAGAACGGCGAGAGCAGCUCGUCCUGGAAAAAGCAAGCCGAAGACAUCAAGAAGAUCUUCGAGUUCAAGGAGACCCUGGGAACUGGGGCCUUUUCUGAAGUGGUUUUAGCAGAAGAGAAGGCAACUGGAAAGCUGUUUGCAGUGAAGUGCAUUCCUAAAAAGGCGCUGAAGGGCAAAGAAAGCAGCAUAGAGAAUGAGAUCGCGGUUCUGAGAAAGAUUAAGCAUGAAAAUAUUGUUGCCCUGGAAGAUAUUUAUGAAAGCCCAAAUCACUUGUACCUGGUCAUGCAGCUUAGAAACCCAGACUUCCUGUGGGAGGCCACUGCUCUGCCUGCAGCACCCCCCAGUUGCAUGAGACUGCUCUCUUGUAAAGGAGACUUCUGGUCCAGUGCCAUCUCCCUGGAUCUAAUAUUUCAACACUACAUUGUCAGAACAGAACAGUGGCCAAGUGUAUCUGGUGGAGAGCUGUUUGAUCGGAUAGUGGAGAAGGGAUUUUACACAGAGAAAGAUGCCAGCACUCUGAUUCGCCAAGUCUUGGAUGCCGUGUACUAUCUCCACAGAAUGGGAAUUGUCCACAGGGACCUCAAGCCCGAAAACCUGUUGUACUACAGUCAAGAUGAGGAGUCCAAAAUAAUGAUCAGUGACUUUGGAUUGUCAAAAAUGGAAGGCAAAGGAGAUGUGAUGUCCACAGCCUGUGGGACCCCAGGCUAUGUUGCUCCAGAAGUUCUUGCCCAGAAACCAUACAGCAAAGCUGUUGACUGCUGGUCCAUCGGGGUGAUUGCCUACAUCUUGCUCUGUGGCUACCCUCCUUUUUAUGAUGAAAACGACUCCAAGCUCUUUGAACAGAUCCUGAAGGCAGAAUAUGAGUUCGACUCCCCCUACUGGGAUGAUAUCUCUGACUCAGCAAAAGACUUUAUCCGGAAUCUGAUGGAGAAAGACCCAAGUAAAAGAUACACCUGUGAGCAGGCAGCUCGGCACCCAUGGAUUGCUGGUGACACUGCCCUCAACAAAAACAUCCAUGAGUCUGUUAGCGCCCAGAUCCGAAAGAACUUUGCAAAAAGCAAAUGGAGACAAGCAUUUAAUGCCACAGCCGUGGUGAGGCAUAUGAGAAGGCUACAUCUCGGCAGCAGCCUGGACAGUUCAGGUGCAGGUGUCUCGAGCAGCCUCAGUCUGGCCAAGCAAAAAGAUUGCCUGGCACCUUCCACGCUCUGUAGCUUCAUUUCCUCUUCGUCGGGGGUCUCAGGAGUUGGAGCUGAACGGAGACCCAGGCCCACUACUGUGACAACAGUGCACACUGGAAGCAAGUGACGGCUCUGGAGGUGGGGCCAGGGGCGGGGCCAGGGAAGGGGAGCCCAGGGCCACCAGGCCGGUGCCUCCAGCGAGACCCCACCCCUACCUGCAUGGUGCACCUUUCUGCAUAGGACUGGAAGACAAGUUUUUUAUGGCCAUAUUUUAUACUGCAAUUCUGAAGUGUUCAUUUCUCACAAACUGUACUGAACUCAAGGGGAGCUGAAUUAAUAGGAUCUGGUGCUGUAAAUAUGAAUCUUGCAAAGCUCUAACUGAAUGGACCUUGUCCCCUCCCCUCAUUCUGUCGUUUCCACUCUUCUCAGUGUAGACAGCUGUCUAGGAUGUAAUUUUUUCAUGGAAAAAGAAAAUUUCAACUGGAUUAUUUAAAUAUUGGUAAAUAUUGCACAUUAGCAUUUUUUUCCUUUGAAGAAAUAUGUCUUUUUGAUCUGUAUCUCAGUUACAUGACCUAUAUUGUUUGCUCUUCAAUAGUAGUUUUAUGUUAGCCUUUAAGAGAUUUUUUUCCUCCAAGGAGAAUUUAAAGGUGUUUUUAAAAACUCUAAUAAGAAGAUCUAGAAUCUGUCUCCCAGGCUAAGAGUGAACUUGACAUCUGUUCCUUCCCUUUCCCCUUCCUCGGGAGGGUCAGCUCUGAAUGAAGGCGUUCUGGCAGCUCCAGGGGGCUUCUUCUCUCCAGCUCUGGGCGGCUAUGCAGGAAACCCUUCCCACGGCAGCAUCAGACAGCCCCAUGGCAACCACUGCGAAAUGAAGAAUCCUGCUCCCCUGGGACCCAAGGCUGAACUUCACAGUGAACCAUGCUCUCUGAACUUGAGACCCACAAAGCCAGGACUCGAGCGUCCCUUCCCUAAGGGGCAAGCUGCCAUCUGUGUAAAGCAACCCUGCACGCAGCCCUCGUUUCUCAUGAGGGACAACAAAUGAAACUCUGAUCUCAGCUAUGCAGUUUUAAAAUGAAUCUCUUUCUGUUUUUUUAAAACGCAUUUCUAAUCUUAUAUUUAAAAUGGCCUCUAAAACACACACACACACACACACACACACACACACACGCACGCAUGUUGUUUCUGCACAUUUUUACUACCUUUCUCUGGAGUGAUAAGAGGUGACCACCAAGUGAGCAGGACACUGGCCAUUGCAGAAAUGACCUCAGACAGGCCCCACUGGGGUGCAAAACCACUGUCAUGGGGGAUCCGAAGCAAAGGACUAUGGUCAUAGGGUCACCAAAUACCCCAGUUUACCCGGCACUCAAGGAUUUUCCAGGAUGUAGGAUGACUUCUAGUGGUAAAACUGGGACUGUCCCAAGAAAAUCAGGCCAUCACAGGAAAAACCACACAGAGGCUAGGUGUCAGGACAGAGUGAGCGCAGCGUGCAGCCCUGGGCCGACCCUGCAGGCUGGCUGACCCAUAGAGCCAUGCAGUGGACACCAGUGUUCUUCACACCCGUCCGGCAUGUAUGGGCUCAGCUCCAGCCUCUUAGCUCCCUCUGCUACUGAGGUCCUUGCUGGUCCAGUGACAGCCCUGGCUGCUGCUCCCAUGCCUCUCUCCUGCAGGUGACCAGGUGUGGAUGGUCUUCUUGGGCAAGGCUUUGUCACUUCUACACUUUGCCUGUGUUUAACGAUGCCUCUCUGGCCCUCUACAACACACACACACACACACACACACACACACACACACACACACACACAGUGUUACCAGGCUCACAGCCCCAGCCCUCCUUACUAAGGACACCAGCAAAGAAGGUGUAAGAGCAGCUGGAAAUACAGGCAACUGGUACCUGUCCCCACCUGCCUCACAGGCGGAAUCCUUUUUGGCGUCUGUCAUAUAAGUUUAUAGGUUGAGAAUUCAAGCUCUCACUCUUUCAGAUCUGCAAAAAGCCUGGAAAAGUCUUAUGAAAUGACAACAGGCCCAGUGAAGAAGCAAGUGUCAUCUACAUCAGAGACACAUCAACCUCUUCCCUUAAGGUAGACGAUGACAUAAGUAUUAUAAGCAUAUUUGAGAAAACUAAGGAGUCCAUCUAGGUUUGUGAGUAUAUUGCUUACCAAUUAGUGUCAUGGGAACAUUCAGGUUCAUACAGUAUAAGGAAAAAACUAAAUAGAUGGUUACAAGGGGUAAUUAUUCACCUGAGUGUGGUACUUCUAGGGUGAACAUGAGUCGUUAUCAGAUCUUUGUGCUGCAUGGUAUAUUCAGCCAUUUGCAGUUAGAAACCAGUGUUUAACCCAAGCUCUAUUAUUGGUGAUGAAAAUAUUGUCUGGAGGUGAUAUGGGAGUGCACGUUAUAUGCAGUUCAUUUGAAAGUAUCUUGUGCCUGAAAAGUGUAGAACGGGAGAGUGCUCCCUGGUGGAGGUGCCCACCAUGCCUGCUGGCCUUCAGGAUGAAAGAGAAAGGCUUCUUUCCAACUGCGCUGAGUAUUAUUUAUGUCUCAUUACAAAAUGGGAAAAGAGCACAGAAUAGACCUUUCCUUAAGACCUGAUAAAUGGGCAGGCGGAGUCCUGGGCCACUGGGCUGAUGCCAGAUUCCACCAGUAUUAGCCGAGCACUACCUCCAUGCCCCAGUGUGUUUGGCUGAGGCCAAGGACGGCACCCAGGCCCCCUCUCAGGGUUCUUUACCCCUCUCCCCUUGGUCUCUUCGUCUUCUCAGAGUAAGUGAGUUUUUGUGCUCAUGGAGGUAAUAGAAUGGGCUUUCCCUCUGCGGCCUGUCUGGCCUCCCUUGCUCCCUGACCUUCAGUUCCGAAGCGAGGCAGGAAGAGCAGCUAGUAUUCAUGUGAAGCAACAGCGAGUGGCACCCACACGCAGGCCCGACGGGCCUUGUCACUCCUACCCAGGGACCCUGCGGCUGGCUGCUCCCUUCUCCCCACAGCCCUGCUUUCAGCAGCUACUGGGGUCUGGAGCCUCAGACAGGGGUGGUGGCUAGAGCUGGGAAGUACAGGGCAUGCCUAGGUGACAGGCACAAAACUCCAGAGGAAAGAGGAGGUCACUUCCCACAGCGCCUGGCCUCCUUGCAGAAUAGAGAAGAUAACCCACCUCUCUUCAUCUCCUCUUGAGAGAAAGAACUAUGCAGCUAGCAUCCACAAAAAAAAAAAAAAAAAGGCAGGUGCGGCUUCGUGUUUUUGACUUUGGUCCUUGUUGCUUCUAAAAUCUCACUUGGAGAAUAGGGAGCAGCCCCUGGGACACGGGAGCUUGUGACUUGGAGAGAGUCCCCCUGUCUAACUUGCUCUUAGCAUAGGGUCAAGGGACCUGGGCAGUCAGGCCUAGGGCUUCUUUCUGAAGAUGCUGUGGCUAAAAGGCAAAGGUUGGGGUUUUAGAAAACAUUAGCUGUGUGAUAAAAGGAAUUGAUUCCCGGACUCAAUUUACCUACCCAGCAGUAGCCUCAUGCUGUGUGUUUGUCCCCCUUAGUGUUCUGUGUGACCUGGGUAGGCUGUCAGUGGGGGAGGGAGCUCCCCUUUGGAACAAAGGCCAAGGGACAGGAAGCCUCAUUGGUUGCCUCAUGAAAUAGGAUUGAUCCCCUAGUGGAAUGAAACUUAGCUUGAUUAACCCACUGGCUCUCACAUUUUAUGAGCACUUUUAAAGAGAAAACAAAGACCAUAUCACAGAGCUGGACAAGGUGUUUAGAGCUGUGGACACCCUUGGCCUACUCAGAUCCUGGGUCAGAAGUGAUAUUCAUCUUGGGGAAGCCAUGGUAGAGCCACUGAGGCAGAGCUGGAGACAGGGCCUACUUCAGCCCACAGGGCACUCUCCUCUAUGUAAUUCCCACACAUCGGCCGAUGGGGCACCUUAAACAACAAGGAAGGAAGGCGAGGGCUGGCAAAGGGCAGCUCCCCCCAUUUUCCAUGACAGACAUCAGCUAGGUGGUCUUCCAGGUCUCACAGAGUCCUGCCAGCAAGUGAAACGAAGAUCCUCCCCUUCUGCCAGUGCACGAGCCCUUCACAUAUCCUGCUAUCUGCCUCCUCUCACUCCACGGGGUUUGCCUUGUCCUGAAACACAUUCCAGACCAAACACUGUUCAGUUUGUUUCCAAAAGAAAAAAAAUAUGUAUAGACUGUAUGUAAUCUACCACUCUUCUGCGGGGCCCGGUCCUAUGUUGGAGCUGCAAGCACACUUGACCCUUGUCAAACGUGUUCCAGUCCUUUGAUUUUGCAGAACUGAAAAUGUCAAGGUAAAAAAGCUGAACUGGGAAAACAGAUUUGUAAAAGAGGGAUUCACUUCCUGAGAGCUCUAAGGACAUUCCUGUGCAGAUGAGUUAGCUUGAAAACUUCAACUCUUGAGUGGCAGGAAUGUGUGAGGAAGAGGAGAAGGAGGAAGACAAAAGCCCACGCCCCCUCAACAGGUCCCUUCUCCGUGGUCCCAAUGUACAUGGUCUGCAGCCGGGCAUGUGCGCAGGAGCCAGCCCUGUUGCAAAGUCUGCCCUGCAUGCUGGCUACAGCCUAGCCUGCCUCCUGCUCCAGCAGCAGCCACACCUCCAGGAUCUUCCAGAAGGAGUUCGCCCUUUCCAGAUUUCCCUGCCACCUCCAGUGGGAGCAGCUAAGCUUGUGGCUUUGGGGGCUCCGCUUCUGCAAACCUAACGGCUGUGCAUUUGGAAGCUGAACACCCAGCAUGUGGCUGCCGAGUCUGGUUUUGUGGACAAUGCAAACUGUGGAAUGGCUUUUCGGUGUCUAUCUUUCUACACCAAAGGGACAAACUGUGGCAUUCGCCCUUUGUACUAAGGCCGCUUCUGCAUUCACCUGUUUUUAACCUUUUUGUCUCUGGGGAACUUCUCAUGUGAUCAUUAUGUCAUCUGAUGAUUUGCCAUACUAUGUUACUUACAGGUGAUUUUAUUUUCUUAUGAACAGGAAAAAAGAAAAUGAGAGAAGGGUUUGAGGCUUUAGCUGUAGAGAUAGCACUAGGAAUGCAAAAGCCCCAAACACUAGUUAAGUUGUUUCUUAAGGGAAAAUCUUAGUUUGGACAGACUAAGAUUCCUGGUCCCCGACAAAGCCUCUGUUUUGGAAGACAGGACCGUGGGGCAGAGCCGGCAGGCAGGCUGUGACAAGGAAGCACAGGACCAGUUCUGAUGUUUGUCCUGCAGCACUGAAGCCUGCUACUCUCCUUCCAAGGUACCUGGCUGUUUUGGGGUGACGAGAGAUACGGUCCAAAUGUCAACAGAAAAGCUGCAACACCACAGCAGCAUCUUUAUCUUGAAAGACAGGGCGGUAUGUUCCAGAGAACAUUUACCUUAGUCCCACGCUCAGGUGAGAAGACCUCAAAAGUACAUUCUGCCCAGAAUCAACAUUGGAACAUUUUCCAAAUUGGCUUUUGCAACUAUACAUAAUCUUCUUGCCCUUCUUUCAACACCCACCCCCACUGUAAGCAUGUUUCCAAAAGCUUACAAUGUCAAAUCCAGGAAUGUCCCCAUGUCUACUAUUACCAGGCUUGCAAUUGGUUCUAUUUUUCCAUAAAAAACAUGCUUGUCCAAAAUAAGGAAACUGUGCAUUUAUUCCAUGCAUGUAAUAAACUCUGCAAGAAGUUUAACCCCCAUAGGUUUGCGGCACUACAAAACUGUUCAUGGGUCUAUGUAGCAAAUGAUUCUCUGCCUUGACAAUCGUGUAUACAUAUCAAGGUUUCUAUCAUAAUGAUGACAAUGAUGAAUUCUUGUUUUCCUCCAAUAAAGACAAUUAAUCACCUUCA